AUGAAUUCAUUAAAACGUAAAGUCAAACAUCCAUAUUUUAGAGCAUUCUUGGCGGGCGAGGGGAAAAGGUUUGAAAAGCCAUUAUUAGGUCAAACGAAUUAUAUUCAGCCUCAUUGUCCAUUCCCAAUGAACCCACAAUAUAAACCUCAACCUCCUUUGACUGAUUCAGCAAGAGAGGAAAUCUGGAAAAAGUUUAUAGAAACAGGACAAUCCGUGAGAGAACUCGGAACAUUUUAUGGAAUUUCAAUUAAACGUGUCGAGGCUAUACUAAAGUUAAAGAAAUUGGAGAAGGACAUGAUUCAACAGGGUGUACCAAUUCAAAAAAAUUUUGCUCUAAAUAUGGAAAAAAUGAUGGGUGCACGAUCACAUCGUCAAGAACCAUUAACAGAUAUGUUACCAAAGGUUGGCAAGCCAAAAUUUUGCCUUGUGGAUGAAGGUGAUAAGUUUACACCGGAGGACGCGGCAAAGUUAUUAAAUCGUCAACCCAUAGCAUCAUUGCAAGAACAAGAACUACGAAAAGAACUAAUUAAACCCUUUACAUUAGAAGGAAAAACACAGCAACAAUUACAGACCACUACUGUCAUUAGAAAAGAUCCCGAAAUUACAAAUAUAAGAUUUAAAUUUAGAUUUAAGAACAUUGGCGAGGAUAAAGAUAUUACUAUACGUGAUCGAGAUGGCACCUUGUUAAAAGUAAAUAAAUUAUCAAGUUAA
This is a messenger RNA of Dentiscutata erythropus, 711 nucleotides long. NCBI's taxonomy places the organism in Eukaryota, Fungi, Glomeromycota, Glomeromycetes, Diversisporales, Gigasporaceae. The record is from the annotation of a GenBank genome assembly.